Brettanomyces bruxellensis is the source of this 1380-nucleotide messenger RNA. RefSeq lists its product as uncharacterized. Lineage: Eukaryota; Fungi; Ascomycota; Pichiomycetes; Pichiales; Pichiaceae. The coding region runs from base 1 to 1380 and encodes 459 amino acids. The record is from RefSeq and is a predicted model, not a curated record. The transcript has a single exon.
AUGGAUAGAUACAUCGGAAUUAGGAAACUAAUUAACAUGAUUCGGAAAUACCCAAAAGGAACCACAUUCCGAUUAUUGAACACAACUUUUGGAUUUGAAGAGGUUUGGAUACGGCUAGCAGAUGCGUUUGGGGUUCAGAGCUUUACUUUUGGGGAGGAAAUGAAACGAAGAUUUCGCUACGUUCAUCAUCCAAAAGAUCAUUCGCAGUUGUAUGUCAACCCAGUCGACACUUUAGAUAGUCUCCUGGUGCAAUGCGAAGGGAACACAUCCUGUUUAGAUACAAGAUACCAAUUUUUUAUUGGGAAAGAGUUUGACCAAUGUAUGGUAUCAAUAUCAGCAUCAAUAGACCUGACAAAAUUUGAAUUUGACAAUAUGUACGGCGAGAAGAGAAUGGAAGAAUUUAAUUCUGUUGAAAAACGGACUAAUAUGAAGUAUACAUUUUAUUCAUGCGAUUUUAAUUAUAACACCGGAAAUUCUACGACUAGAGUCUCAAAGGCGUACAUACAAAAUAAAGAGACUGGAUUAUUUCUGCCAUUAGAUCUUCGAUUCAUAUUUUCUAGACACAGUUCAUGUCGGGAAUGCCUUACAUUUAUAUCAUUAUUCAAGCAACAUGUUUGCGAAUUAUAUCCUAUAGUAAGUGACGUCCGAACAUGGAUGAGAGGAUUUACUAUGAAGAGAUACUUUUCAUUUGCUUGCCUUUGUCAAAACUUCAGAUAUGAUAAUGAAAUGAUUUCCAAGUACGGACAAUCCCCCAUUAAUAAUAAGGAAAAAAUCGAAAUAGUUAAUUAUUGGGACUAUAGCUUGUUAAAAAAUGAAGAUAAACGACAUGAGCUCGAAUUUAUGGGUCAGUUCAGCGGAUACAAAAGAACUCAAUUUUCAGAGAAAUUUGCAAUAUCACGCCUGAACGUACUCUCUGGGUGUGACCGGGCUGUUGUGACACGAAAUCGUAAAAAUGCUAUAGAGGACCUUUCCAAUGCCAUAAAUAGAGGUAUCAGUAGAAAUACACCGCUAAGCCCAAGUGAUUCGAAUUCAACUGAUUCUCAAAGUUCAAAAUCAUCAGGACAGCUUAAAGGUGCGAUGGUUGCAAAGAACAUUGAAAUUGAUGAAAAACUGAAAUCCGAGAAUUCCACUUCGUUUCACGUAACGUGCUCUUUUAAUUCUUCGGCAACAGCUAGCGACGCAUCUUCGUCUACAUCUGCGUCAUAUGCGAAAUACUCCCGGUGGACUAAAUUUGAGGUUGACGUCAAACCAACGAACAGUCGAAACCGUUAUAAUUGUGACUUCAUCGAGUGUAACGAAAACUCCCAAAAGAAAAAGAGAAGAAAGUUACGUGCAAGAAAUAUCACUAAAAUAAGGGAAAGGAUUUCACAUUUAAUAUGA